Messenger RNA from Paramuricea clavata, 1188 nucleotides. The record is from the annotation of a GenBank genome assembly. NCBI's taxonomy places the organism in Eukaryota, Metazoa, Cnidaria, Anthozoa, Malacalcyonacea, Plexauridae.
AUGUCAAAUUUAAUCCAGCAUCUUAAAAGAUUGCAUCCUUCCCAAUGUGGGAUGAUCACUCCAUCAGGACGAAAGUCAGUGCAGGAAAACAACAGCAGCCCAGUUUCGUCAGAUACUCAACAGUCUCAACAUACAGUAAAGAGUAUCAUACAGUAUCACCAACACUAUAAAGAACGAGCCAAGAGUACAACGUGUGUUGGCUGUCUCCAAGAAGAUUGUGGCAGCUUUUUGCACAAGUUGGAAGAGAUCUUGGCGCCACCCAAGUUCAAGAAGAACCUGGACAGAAGUUCAAGAUUUGACAUCGGUGAGUAUGAAGUAAACAAGAUUGAGUAUUUUAUCUUGAUUGAAUAAUGUAGGGUGUAUUUACUGUUUUAUACUAAAUGAUUUUUACAAUAAUUUUAGAUGUCCUCAAUCCAUUGGGGUCCCACUCAGCACAUAAUCAGCUGGGUGAUGCGUAAUAAGAAGGCCAUUCGGUGAGUUCUUGGUAACGACAAGGACACAAGUGUUGAUAAAACACUUGGUCCGCUUAAGGAAUUCACUGAUAUUAUGUCUGCGAGCAACUAUGUAACAACAAAUGCAUUGAAGCCAAUUCUCCAUUGCCUGUCAACCACUGAAUUAGCCCCUCAAAGAUGAUGAUUUGCUGCUGACGGCCAAAAUCAAGAACAAGGUCUUGACAAGAUUGCAAGCACGUUUUGUUGAUGGUGCACUUAAAGCUUUGAUGAAUGUUACAUCGUUCUUGGAUGCUAGGUACAUGACUGACUUUCUCGAAAGCGGCGAAAUCAAUGAAGUAAGAGAGGAGCUCUUGAAGAAUGCUGUUUACCUAAAGUUCAGCGCCAUUGAAGAUGAAGACGACAUCUUGCCAUCGUCUGCUUCAAAGAAGGUAAAAUUCAGCUUUGGAGCAUUGACAAGCGUAAAGAAGAAACAGUGUCGCCAGCUUUCUCUCCACAUAGUUGCCUCUCCAAAAAAAUUGACAUUUACUUGACAGAUUCGGUUAUCGAUGGAGAUGACAAAGCUAUGGAAUGGUGGAAGGUCAACACCAAGGAUCUUCCGUUAUUGUUGCAGUUGGCAAGAACACACCUUGCCAUUCAAGCCACUAGUUCGCCAUCGGAAAUGUUUUUAACAAAGCGGGGCAAAUUGCUACUUAAAGUGGACAAACUGGUCUUCCUGGCAGAAUCUGUGAAGGACUAG